GUAUCAUCUCUAACAGCGCCGCUGAUAAUGAGCAACAGCGACGGUUCGGUUCGGUUUUACUGCACCGCGGGCGCCGGUAUGGAAUCGUUUCUGCUGGACGAAGUGAAGCACAAACUGAACGCUACAGAGACGGAACACAUCCCCGGAAGAGUGUUUUUUCGCUGCCACUCAAAUCUACAUGAUGUGUUGCAACUCAAAUCGGCAGAGAGGCUCUUCCUGCUUCUGCGUAAAGCUCCGCCCACUUCCUUACCCACAAAUCCAGGUGUGCAGCUCACAUCACACACCUUUACUUAAAGCAAAAGCAGCAAGUGUGAUACAGCAGAGGAUUGUGGGAAAUCCAGAGGAGUGGAGUGGCACAGUGUCCACCUGGACCCUGCUGCAGGCGGAGUUAAACGGCUCAGGGGGGCGGGGCCAGAAGAGGAAGCGAGAGGAGGAAGAGGAGAGUUUAAAUCAUCCUACGUUUAGAGUGAGCUGCCGCUGUAGUGGAAUCAUCGCUCGCUCUUAUAACUCCCAGACCCUGAAUCGUAUCAUUGGGAUGGCCAUCAAUCGACAGCUUGGAUGGAAAGCUGACCUUCGUGAUCCAACUGUUGAGGUGAAUGUGUAUUUAAGUGAUGAUCACUGUGUAGUUGGCAUUCCUCUGUUGAGGCAGCCUCUAGCCAGUCGCACUUAUCUGAAGCACACCGGACUCAGGUCCACUAUAGCCUGGGCCAUGGCGUCUCUCUGUAAUCUUCAGGAGGCUUCGAUAGUUUUAGACCCCAUGUGUGGAGUUGGCACCAUAUUGCUGGAGGCAGCGCAGGAGAGUCCGAGUGGUGUGUUUAUAGGGAUGGACAGUGAGGAAGCUCAGUUACACAAAGCUGUACAGAAUGUACAAGCCGCUGGUCAGGAGGAGAGAGUUCUGUUACUCCAGGCCUCCUGCAUGGCGACGCCGCUGACUGCGGCUUCUGUAGACGUGGUGGUGUGUGACGUUCCCUUCGGCAGGAAGUUCAGCUGCGGCGUCGACAUGACGACUGCGCUUCCGCACAUUCUAGCUGAGAUGGAGAGAGUUCUCCGUGACGGUGGAACCCUGGUUCUCCUGCUCAGUCUGCAACUUUCAGUCCUGAUUAAGAAACUCAUAAAAUCGGACACGUCGGACCCGCAGUCGCGAUCGGACGAAGACCCUCGCGCCACGGAGACGGACGCGGGCAGCCGUGACACGGAAAAAUCCACGUUUGGUUCUCUGCUCCUACAGAGCAAACACAGAGUGAGCCUCGGGAGCACCGACGCUCUCAUACACACCUACACGAAGAGACACGUGACGUAGCAAGGGUGUGUAUGUGUAGAGCACCUUCAGUACGUUCACCUACAGCUCUCUGAAAAAAAGUUUUUUCACUUUGGUGCUUUUGAAAAAGUCACAGAUUCCCCUUGGCUAUGCUUCAUGGAACCCUGGGCGUCCCUGGAGAACCACGCGGAGAACCAAUGCGCUGGUGUACAUAUUUUUUACCUUUUAAAAAUUCAUGAAUGAAACAAAAUUGUUGUUUCGAGACUUGAAAAAAAAGGACCUAGAUUUUGUUCAUUGCAACAUGUAGGGUGUCAAAACUUAUUCCUUACCCCGUGUGCUGCCCUUAUAAAGGACGUACGACGCUACGAUCAUGGUUGACUCAUCUGUAUGGAU
This is a messenger RNA of Tachysurus vachellii, 1651 nucleotides long. It is a transcript of the gene thumpd2, whose product is annotated as THUMP domain containing 2. The transcript has 10 exons. Gene Ontology annotation, biological process: tRNA methylation. Bases 179 to 1300 code for a protein of 373 amino acids. NCBI's taxonomy places the organism in Eukaryota, Metazoa, Chordata, Actinopteri, Siluriformes, Bagridae. Gene Ontology annotation, molecular function: RNA binding; tRNA (guanine) methyltransferase activity. The record is from RefSeq and is a predicted model, not a curated record.